GACCAUACUUUUUUUUUUUUUUAAUACACUGGAGCAGACGUUGCCAGAGUUGAAGCCAUCCAUUUGUAGACAUUACUAGUUUUUAUAGACACUACUAGCUAUAAAUAGAUAGUACAUAUUAUGGGAGUAGUAGUUGAAGAUUGAAGCUAAACAUGUUCAGUUUGGAAGAUGAUGAUAUUGAGAGGAGUAGUUAGAAAGAGAUCAUUUGUGAGGUGCAUUUCAGGAUUCGCAGCUGUUUGGGGUAACGGCGAUUAUGGAAGGCUAGGGCAUGGGAAUGUUGAGUCGCGUUGGAGCCCUAAUCCUCUUCCUUCUUCUGCUUUCGACAAUCAAAGCCUCCGUCAGAUUGCCUGUGGCGGAGCUCAUACUCUCUUUCUUACAGAAAAUGGCCGUGUUUAUGCCAGUGGACUCAAUGAUUAUGGACAGCUAGGGGUGUCAGAUGACAGAGAUUAUAUAACUGAACCACUUGGAGUUGCUGGACUACCCAAAGAAAUUGUAGAAGUUUCAGCGGGUUAUCAUCAUUCUUCUGCAAUUACAGUGGAUGGAGAACUUUAUAUGUGGGGGAGGAACACAAAUGGUCAGUUGGGCCUUGGAAAGAAAGCUGCUACAGUACUGUCUAUACCCAAUAAAGUCGAAUGCUUGAAUGGAGUCACAAUCAAAACCAUUUCCUUAGGUUUUGAACAUUCAAUUGCUGUAACAGAUAAAGGUGAGACUUUGAGUUGGGGUGGGGGGCAAUCAGGAAGACUUGGUCAUGGACAUCAAUCGGGCAUUUUUGGACUCUUAAAAAGUGACAGUGAGUACACACCACGACUUAUUAAGGAACUUGAGGGGUUGAAGGUUAAGAAUGCGGCUGCUGGAAUGUUGCAUUCUGUCUGCAUCAGCGAAAAUGGAUCUGUACAUAUUUUUGGCGAAAGAGCAAAUAAGAAAUUGGGCUACAGUGAAGCAUCAAAUAAUUCUUUACCAUCUAUGGUAGAUGGACUUCCAUAUUCUGAAAAGGCUGCAUGUGGAGGCUAUCAUACUUGUGUUAUUACAGAUGGUGGAGAACUGUACGUGUGGGGCACAAAUGAAAAUGGAUGUCUUGGUAUUGGAUCUACAGAUGUUGCUCAUUCACCUUUAAGAGUUGAAGGACCAUUUUUAAGGCAUUCAGUUUCUGAGGUAUCCUGUGGUUGGAAGCAUACAGCAGCAAUUUCUGGAGGAAAUGUUUACACGUGGGGAUGGGGAGGCUCCCAUGGAACAUUUUCUGUAGACGGACAUUCUUCUGGCGGACAAUUGGGUCAAGCAAGUGAUGUUGAUUACGUUAAGCCUACAAAAAUCAACUUUCAUCGGCACGUAAAAGCAUUGCAAGUAUCAUGUGGGUUUAAUCAUACGGGUGCUAUAAUUGAAUACAGCUAGAUGGAAAAUCUGUUUCGUUAUUUUUGUGAGUGGAGACUAGAGAGCUUCUAACAGGGUGUUCAGCAUUAUGAGGAGUGAUUGCAAAUCUGCUUUCACAGAAAUAAGCAAGUCUAUCAUUCCAGCUAUAUACUCCACCGUGCAUGAUUAUAGGAUCUCUUGCUGUUUUGUCUUGAAGUUUGUCUCCUCUUACCAAUUUACCUAUAAUCUUUAUACUGGACCCGUUUGUACCCAUAUUGUACCUUAUAAAUCGUACAGUUGUAUCAAAUAAAAAUAUCUAUUGUACUA
Molecule: messenger RNA, 1674 nt
Organism: Capsicum annuum
Lineage: Eukaryota; Viridiplantae; Streptophyta; Magnoliopsida; Solanales; Solanaceae
Product: ultraviolet-B receptor UVR8
Exons: 15
Coding region: 169-1389 (406 amino acids)
Biological process (GO): protein ubiquitination; ubiquitin-dependent protein catabolic process
Molecular function (GO): ubiquitin protein ligase activity
Source: RefSeq, a predicted model, not a curated record